Molecule: messenger RNA, 2588 nt
Organism: Lytechinus variegatus (green sea urchin)
Lineage: Eukaryota; Metazoa; Echinodermata; Echinoidea; Temnopleuroida; Toxopneustidae
Product: vacuolar protein-sorting-associated protein 36-like
Exons: 14
Coding region: 90-1241 (383 amino acids)
Biological process (GO): protein transport to vacuole involved in ubiquitin-dependent protein catabolic process via the multivesicular body sorting pathway
Cellular component (GO): late endosome membrane; ESCRT II complex
Molecular function (GO): ubiquitin binding; phosphatidylinositol-3-phosphate binding
Source: RefSeq, a predicted model, not a curated record
AAAUUGGUAGCUCAACGUUCUCUCUGCUGCAUAACUUGCUAAUUAAUGUCGUCUAAUUUUGGAUUGACUUGCAGCUGAAUUUCCUGAAAAUGGACCGAUUCGAGUGGACAAAUGAUGCGUUAUUACCUCGAGAGACCCUCGUAAAGCAACAACAUGGGAUUCGUUUGUAUGAUGGGAACCAGAAGACCCAGUUUGACCAUGGAAUAGCUGUAUUGACAACUCACAGGUUGAUGUGGAAAGAUAUGCAAGGCAGGGGAGUGAUCGCCUUUCACCUUUCACUGAUCAUUUAUGUAGAGAAGUUUCCAGAUUCUAAGGGCAAAGGGAGUGUAGUAAUUCACCUCCAGCCAGCUACACCCAAUAAAAACCCUGGCCCCGUUAUGAGCAGUCCAAAUACAUACGUCAAACUAGGAUGCAGAGAGGGAGGAGAAGAACAGUUUUUCACCUGCUUGACUGAGCAGCUGUCCAGAAAGAUGUGGCAGUAUGUGCCAGCAGCACAGCAAUCCAAACCAACAGCACAGCCUCGCUCCAUUCACAAAGGUAUUGUGGGAAUCGAGAGGAAAUUGGAAGAGAAAAGAAAAGCAACAGAUACAAAUAUAACCAAGGCAUUUGAAGAUUUGGACAAGCUUAUGACUAAGGCAAAAGAAAUGGUAGACUUGACUAAGACAAUAGCUAACAAGAUCAAGGAGAAACAAGGAGAUAUCACUGAAGAUGAGACUGUGAAGUUCAAGUCCUACCUUCUCAGCCUUGGUAUAGCCAACCCAGUCACAAGAGAAACCUAUGGCUCAGGUCUCAAGUAUCAUGAAGAAUUAGCCAAACAACUUGCAGAGGUCUUGAUAUCACCCGUAGAGGAUAAUGGAGGAAUGAUGGCCAUCACAGAUGUGUAUUGUAGAAUAAACAGAGCUAGAGGAAUGGAGCUGCUUUCUCCUGAUGACUUGAUAGAUGCAUGCCAACAGUUUGAAAGGCUUCGACUUCCAUUGAGGUUACGAAGGUUUACAAGUGGAGUCUUAGUCCUUGAAUCCGUGUCAAAGGGUGAAGAGGCUGCGAUUGAUCAAACAGCUGAAUUGCUUACAGAGAAGGCAUCUUUAAGUGCUGAUGAGCUUGCCCAGAUUGCUGGAGUCUCUGUAAUGUUAGCCAAAGGAAGGUUACUGGCUGCCGAGGAAGUAGGGAAGGCAUGCCGUGAUGAAUCCGUGGAGGGACUUCGAUUCUAUCCUAAUCUAUUCCUCAACCCCCCAUCGAGAUAAUGGAAUACCCCACCCUUCUGUAUCUAUUUACCUGUACUAUAGAUAUAUAUUUAUUUUAUAUUGUUUUUUAAUCAAAAUAAUGUUAUAUGUAAUGAUGAUAAUAAUAGGCAUUUGUUAUAGCACCAUCUAUCUAGAAGUUAUCUAUUUCGAGGUGCAUUGUUAUUAUUAUUCUUACCCCUGCUCUAGCUCUUUAGCUAUGUAUGCCAGUUGGUGCAACAGCAAGCAUAUAAGAAAAAAUGUCAGAUUAUACCACGACAGUGAUAAUAUGCAGUAAUUGUAGUGCCCAUUUAUCUAUUCAGAAUAAUUCAAAGGUGCAGACUUCUAAAAAAAAAGUUCAAACGGAAGUGUAGAGCUUUAGCAAAGUUUUGAAGAGUUCAAAUUGUCAGUUAUGAAAAAAAUUGAAAAAUUAUCGAUGUGAUUGGUCAAUGUCUUUAGAAAAAAAAAUUUGCUACCAUCAUAUAAAAAUGAUAUCGAAGUUUGAGAUUAUGAGGUGUAUUAUCAAAUAGUAAAAAACCUUUCCCAUUACGUUUAAAGGAUAUCAUCCUGUUUCAGCUCCCUUUUCUUUGUAAUGGCUUUUUCGAAUUGUUUAGCUGAUACAUGUGUCAUUAUCAUACAGAACAUAAUGGAAGCUAUGUCCUGAGAAAAAUAUUGUAAUAGCCCCCUCUAGUGGUGAGAUGUCAGAAGAGCUUCAGGAGAUCUUAGGAUAUUAUACCAUGGCUAGGGUUUGAACCCAUGACCCUCUAAUCCACUUAGCCAAAAUCAUACCUAAAGAGUUAAAAGAUCUGUACAUUCUCGAGCUUGUCAACCAAGGGACCUUUAUGGCUUUCAAACCUAUCCAAGGGACAUUGCAAUCAAGUGAUAAUGCUGGGUUAGAUGUACAAAUAUUAUUGAAUAACAACAUAUUUGCAUAAUGUAAAACUCUAAAGAGGGAUUAUAUGGUCACUAGAUUGUGUUUUCAAAGCUGCAUACAUGCAGAGUAAAACUUAUAUCACUCAAGAAACUCCAUUACCUUGAGCGGGACCUUGCGUAGAUAUUCCUGUUUGUAUUAGCACGUGGACUGUAUUUUUGUAUUCUGUAUUUCAUAUUGACUCUGUAAAGGGACGACCUUGUUCCGGUAAGUAAUGGGUUAGUUGAAUCUGGGCGAAAAAAAUACUUUGCAUAUCAACAAUUUAUAUUUGUCACAUGGGGUCGUUGAAGAAGAGCAUUGAUAAUUCAUUUAAUCAUGCAAAUAGUGAUGGGGUUGAAUUGCUAUCCUGUAAAACAUUCUCCCUUGCAUGCAAAUGUCAUCUGUAUAUAAAUCCAACUAUUAAUUAUGAAUAAAAUUUGUAAAGAAAUUUGCCAACUUGA